Molecule: messenger RNA, 949 nt
Organism: Glycine soja
Lineage: Eukaryota; Viridiplantae; Streptophyta; Magnoliopsida; Fabales; Fabaceae
Exons: 1
Coding region: 92-490 (132 amino acids)
Source: RefSeq, a predicted model, not a curated record
CAUAUACCCGAACAUUUUCACUUUCCACCAUAAACCUCAAGUCUCAUACUAUAUAUACUCUUAAUUGUUAUAUAUACUUUCUUCGUUCAGCAUGGACUCGCCGAAGCGGCAGGCGCAAAAGUUUCUGGUGACGGUGACAGCGGUGGUGGCGGUGGUGGCGAAGCGGGCGAGCCGGCUGCAGCGGAAGCUGGCGGCGAGGGAGGAGUGGAGGAUCGAGCUUCUGCGAUCACCGAAGAAGCUUCUGAGCAACAUAAGCAGCAAAACGCUGCCGUUUAGGAAGAAGAAGAGGGGGGAGGAGGAUUGGGGAAAGGGUGGGGUGUGGCAGAAGGCGAUCCUGAUGGGAGACAAGUGCGAGCCGUUGGAUUUCUCGGGAGUGAUUUAUUACGAUAGUAACGGGAAGCAGGUGAACGAGAUGCCCCUCAGGUCGCCACGUGCCAGUCCCGUGCCGCCCGGGUACUAUUUCAUCCACCACCGCGACCGCCACCUCUGAGCACCUCUGAGGCACCUCGGUGUGUUUGAUUGAGGAGGAGAUGGGAGAAAUUGAGAAGAAAAAAUAGUUUGGACCUAGAUUUCACAACUUUUAUUCUCUAUAUUAAUUCAAAAAUUUCUUUUCUAUUUUCCAUAUUCUUAAUCAAACACAGAAUCAAUGAAUAACUCAUUGAUGAUACUGCACCGGUUACAGGUCGGGGCACGUGCCUGCCUUUGUUUUCAGACGUGUGUCUUUUUUUUUUUUUUUGUGGUUAUUGGAUGAAAAGAAAUUGUAUAGGACAUGUGAGAGUGGGAGGCUUUGCUCCUUGAAUGGGUGUUAAUUAGUGUUUGGAUAAAUAAUGUAGUUUGUGUUACAGUAUGUUUAGAUUUGAAUUUCGAUCUCUUUGCUUUUCUUCUCUUUAUUUGAAGGGAGUAUGGUGGGAGAAAUUGUUAUAUGGAUAGCUAUAUGGUUCUGAAUUUA